AUGAUACUUCCACAAAUGCUACCUUCAAAUAACCAUAAUAUUACCGGUUUAUCAUCUAUGUCAAUCGAGGUUAUAGAGAUGAUUCUUUACUGGGUUCAUCAUCUUCCUUCAACCCGGCACACUGAUCAGUACCAAGAGACCGAAAGCAGUCUUAAUGAAAAUGAUUAUCCACGUCUCCGAAAAUUCCGAGAAACAAAUGAUAGUCUUCCUUUGUGCGAUUUACGAUCACUUGCUUCAGUCAAUCGUUCAUUACAUAAAAUGUUAUCUCCUUAUCUUUUCCAGUGUUUCGAUUUCGAAGGUUUCGCGGCGAAUAGACUAAAGCUCACGUUUGAAGACAUCAUCGAUAGACAUUCAGAUCAAUUCAGAGAAAUCCGGGCGAGAUUCUCAUAUAGUCAUGAGCCAGAUGGGAAUUCUAAAUCACGAUCCGAACUUUUACUUAAAAUCUUGAAAUCUUGUGCUCAUCUUACCGAUAUCGAUAUCGAUCUCGACCCAGAACGUCUCGUACCUGCCACAAGGCCGAACAUAUUCGACUCAGGAGCCUUGCAAGACUCUUCAGUGUCGAAUCGAAUUCCAAACUUAUUUUUUAGACCUAUCUGUCAACUUACUUCGCUUACUCAUCUUUCACUAUCAUCUCCUCACCCACGACCACCUUACACGGAGCACUUCUUACGCCUUUCAUGGCUCUCGUUGGGUAACUAUCCGCUGGAGCCACGUCAAGAUUUGGAAGAUUUAAUCAAUGAACGACUUUGGCCUAAUCUGAAAAAGUUGGAGAUCAAUAGUCAUACUUCUUCCUUUCGUAGAGCGGUUGAAGGUUUAAAUGCCUUGUGUCAGAGAUUUUCAAUUGAGACAAUUUUCAAUGUGGAUUUCUAUAGUCAUGAAGAUGAGGUAUAUGAUGGUGCUGGCGCGGAUCAUAGCAUCGGCAUAGAUGAACUCCAGGGAUAUAUGCAUGGAUCUCAUGGUGAAGAUUGGAUAUUUUAUGGUGGCUGGCCCUGA
Melampsora larici-populina 98AG31 is the source of this 993-nucleotide messenger RNA. RefSeq lists its product as uncharacterized. The transcript is spliced from 4 exons. NCBI's taxonomy places the organism in Eukaryota, Fungi, Basidiomycota, Pucciniomycetes, Pucciniales, Melampsoraceae. The record is from RefSeq and is a predicted model, not a curated record. Bases 1 to 993 code for a protein of 330 amino acids.